Naegleria gruberi is the source of this 402-nucleotide messenger RNA. RefSeq lists its product as uncharacterized. The record is from RefSeq and is a predicted model, not a curated record. The annotation marks the transcript as partial. The transcript has a single exon. Lineage: Eukaryota; Heterolobosea; Eutetramitea; Acrasida; Naegleriidae.
AUUUCACAGCAUGUGACGUUAUGUCAAAGAAUUAGUGGAACAAUUUUGGAAUUGGAAUUAAAAACUCACAAAUUUGAAUUUACAACUCCAAAUUUCUAUAAUUUGGAAAUUAAUGAAUCUCAUCCAGUUUUGUAUCAAUUGACAAGAUUUGAAUUGAUUUUUCACAAUCCUAUUGCAGGAGAUUUACUUUUGGAAUUGAAGAAAGGUGAAUUUGUAAUUAUUCCAUUAAUUUUGACACUUUCUAAUAGAAGAUUCUUCUUUGAUAUUCAAAUGAAAGUGGACGAAACUGGUGUAAUUGAUACAAACAUUGAAUCAAGAAUUCCUUUUGGUAAACCAAAUUCUGAUUGUGUAUUACAUUUCUCACAAAUGGCGACUAGAACCAAUGAUAAUCAAUUAUUCUAG